Monosiga brevicollis MX1 is the source of this 675-nucleotide messenger RNA. RefSeq lists its product as uncharacterized. Bases 1 to 675 code for a protein of 224 amino acids. The transcript has 2 exons. The record is from RefSeq and is a predicted model, not a curated record. Lineage: Eukaryota; Choanoflagellata; Craspedida; Salpingoecidae.
AUGGCUGGUCGCCUGUUCCGGGAAGCGCGCGCGUCGGGCGGGCGGCGCGUCGUCCGCCGCGUGGAUACCCGCCUUCUCAACGGUGUGGUACGGCAGGUGGAUUCACACAACAAGCAUUGGGAGGUUGAGGAGGCCUGGCAGGAAUAUGAGCGUCAAAAGACGGCUGACGAAACGCGUCUCCGUCAGCGUUUAAUGCAAGCAAAACGCCGCCAGGAUGAAGGUGCGGCUGAGCCAGCCCGAAGCGACCUGGUUGUCAGAGGCCAACACUGCAACCAGGAACAAGAGCGAGAGCGAGAACGAGUCUGGGACCGCAGUCGAAACCGAGACAUGGACCGCAGCCGUAGCCGAGAACAUGGCCAAGACCGAGAACACAGACGAGACCACAGCCGAGACCGGGACCGAGACCGGGACCGAGACCGGGACCGAGACCGGGACCGAGACUGGGACCAAGACUGGGACCAAGACCUAGACCGAGACCAAGACCGAGACCGAGACCGCAGCCGUGACCGGGACCGAGACCGCAGCCGAGACCGAGAACCCAGCAAGCCCAGAACUCAGAAGCAUAGCGAGUUGUGGCAUCGGCUUGACCGACUCCAGGCCGCCAGCACCGAUCGAUGGGGCCACGACAAUUUCCACAAGCUGCAUCCUGACUCAGGUCUUGGCCACUGUACAUAG